GCCAUGGGCCAUGCCUUUUUUUUUUUUUUUUUUUAAGUACAAUUUUUAACUAAAAGCAGUAAUAAGAAUGUAAAUAAAUAAGGCUCUUGUCGUGUUCUAAAUAUAAAAUUCGGCUAACUAUACCAACAUGAACGCUAUUUAAUUACUGAAUUAUUUGGUGGAGGAUUUUACGCUGAAGGUCGAGAGGAAAGCGUGCUGUUUAUUACCCACGGCAUAACUGACCAUAACAUGACUACUAACGUGAGGGGAGGCUUUACACUGUGGAAACUACAGCGGAUUACUGCCAUUGGAAGAGUCUACAGAAGUUUUUCAGAGCGUAGUUAUGUGGCUAAUUUGUUUUUCUGCUACAUUUGCCGGGUAAUAAGGACUGGAACGUAAUCAUGGCCACGGAAAAUGAAUGUGAACAGAGAGUUUGUUGUCUGUUCCAGAUGUCAGUAAUGCCCAGAAUGAAUCCACAGAACCACCCCAGAGGAUGACAAGACAGCAGAUCCUCACCCUCAUUUCUAUAGCAUCAGUGAAUUUUAGCUCAAUGAUAUGUUACUCCAUUUUAGGUCCUUUUUUCCCAAACGAGGCUGUUAAAAAAGGUGCAAGUCAAACUGACAUUGGCCUCAUAUUUGGCUGCUAUGCUGUGUGUAAUUUAAUUGGUUCAUUAAUUUUAGGAAAAUAUAUCGUCCAAAUAGGUGCAAAGUUUAUGCUAAUUGCAGGGCUAUUUGUGUCAUCGGGAUGCACCAUAAUAUUUGGAUUACUGGACCGUGUACCUGCAGGCCCUCCUUUUAUUGCCCUGUGUUUUAUAGUGCGCUCCAUAGACGCUUUGGGCUUUGCUGCAGCCAUGACCUCUUCUUUUGCGAUGACGGCAAAAAUCUUCCCCAACAAUGUGGCAACUGUUUUGGGUAGUCUGGAGAUUUUCACUGGCCUUGGGCUGAUCCUGGGACCACCAGUCGGGGGAUGGUUUUAUCAAUCUUUUGGAUAUGAGGUCCCAUUCAUGCUUCUCGGCUGUUUCCUCUUAAUUAUGGUCCCUUUCAACAUUUACGUCUUACCCACUAUUGAUGCAGAUCCGUCCAAAGACUCUUUUUUCCGUCUUCUGACCAAUGUAAAAAUACUACUUAUCAGCUAUGUCAUAUUCACAUUAAGUGCAGGCUUAGGUUUCCUGGAUGCAACAUUGUCUCUUUUUGCCAUUGAAAAGUUCAAUCUCUCCCCAGGCUACGUUGGCCUCAUUAUGCUUGGCUUGUCUUUACCUUACUGCCUGGCAUCUCCACUAAUGGGUUAUUUCACUGAUAGAUAUCCUGCCACCAGGAGUUGGUUCAUGGUGACUGGGGGGUUCGCCACUGCACUUGGUUUCUGUCUGCUUGGUCCUGCUCCAUUUUUGAAUAUUUCUGGGCCACUGUGGCUGCUGGUUGUCAUGCUGGGUGUAAUUGGGUUUUCUCUGGGCAUGACUGCUCUCCCCACGUUCCCGGAGAUCAUCACAUGUGUGUAUGACCAAGGAUUUGAGGAAGGCCUUAGCACACUGGGGAUGGUGUCUGGCUUGUUUGGAGCAGUUUGGUCCUUUGGCAUGUUUUAUGGACCCAUCGUCGGUGGUCUUAUCACACAGAACCUAAGCUUUGAGUGGGCAGCAGUGAUACAAGGAGGACUGGGCUUUUUAGCUGCAUUUCUACUGAGUUUACACUACAUCUUUCACAAACCACGACCGCAAAGCCAAAUGUCUGAACAAACAACAGAAGAAGAAACCACUCCACUUCUGAAUACAUGAAGAUCAAAAUAUUAAGACAUGAAGUCAUAGAAAGUAUUUGGUACUGCUGAUGGUGAUGAUUAGUUUACCAUCAUCAUUUGGUAGUUACAGGCAUAACUGCUCUCUACUGGACGGACACUGGUAUUUCUUUAAAAUUUUCACAUGUGCCUUGGAUCUUGAAAUAUCUUCAUAGAUUGGUUAAGUUUAGUCCAAAUUUCUGAUCAACUGAAUUUGAGCAGCUACUCUGUUUAGUGUCAGUCUAUGAAAAUGUGAAGAGCGGCAAUUUUCUCUGUAGUUUUUGUACUUCUUAGACUUCUAGACAUAUCCACAAGUACUGCCUAAUAUCAGAGAUUAUAUUAAAUAUGAUUUAUGUGUCUGAUCGUUCAUUCGUGGGAACUUUGGAGAGAGGGAAAUUUGGAGGAAUGAAUGAGAAUCUUUCACAAUGGUGCCUUUUGUUAAAGCAGCAGUGUCACAUGACUACUUUGACUGGUUGUUUUAUUUUAAGUUAUUUAACUCUAUUUGUGUAUUGAAUAUAUUUCAUGAUUGAGGAGGUCCUAAUAAAUAAAACAAGUAUACACAUAA
Messenger RNA from Boleophthalmus pectinirostris (great blue-spotted mudskipper), 2308 nucleotides. RefSeq names its product solute carrier family 18 member B1 (gene slc18b1). Gene Ontology annotation, molecular function: transmembrane transporter activity. The record is from RefSeq and is a predicted model, not a curated record. Gene Ontology annotation, biological process: transmembrane transport. Bases 473 to 1747 code for a protein of 424 amino acids. NCBI's taxonomy places the organism in Eukaryota, Metazoa, Chordata, Actinopteri, Gobiiformes, Gobiidae. The transcript has 14 exons.